GGCAUGCAGGCCCUCUCAAGGCGACUCCAUCCCUUGCCUUCCUUACACAGAUACUCCGUCCACGCCCCAGCAUAUGCACUUGGUUGUGCUCGACUGCCGACCUCGACCUCCACCCACAUCCUCACUCGACACGCAAGCACCACAAUGUCCUCAACAGGCUGGGAACCCGUCAAGACCUCGGCUGAAUGUGCACCAGCUGCAGGCCCGUACUCAGCAGCUGUCAAAGCCAAUGGCAUGAUCUUUUGCUCUGGCCAGAUCCCCGCUGAUCAAGACGGCAACCUCUGCCAAGGCGAUAUUCAGGCAUGCACAAAGCAAGUCAUCGCAAACCUCGACAAUGUCCUCAAAUCAGCUGGCUCAUCCCUCGAAAAGGUUGUCAAGGUCAACAUCUUCCUCGCCAGCAUGGAUGACUUUGCAAAGAUGAAUGAAGUGUACAGCGCCAUGCUGCCAGACCCAAAGCCUGCACGAUCGUGUGUCGCUGUCAAGACAUUGCCAAAGAACGUGUCUGUUGAGAUUGAAUGCAUUGCAUUGCAGUGAGUCUGCGAUUCAAGACCGCUUGGCGUCAAGUUGACUUCAUAUACCAUGCCGUAGAUGUUGACGAAUCAAGUCAUGCUGAUCGCUUCUCAUCCACGC
This is a messenger RNA of Protomyces lactucae-debilis, 630 nucleotides long. RefSeq names its product Endoribonuclease L-PSP-domain-containing protein. Lineage: Eukaryota; Fungi; Ascomycota; Taphrinomycetes; Taphrinales; Protomycetaceae. Bases 4 to 534 code for a protein of 176 amino acids. The transcript has 3 exons. The record is from RefSeq and is a predicted model, not a curated record. Gene Ontology annotation, cellular component: mitochondrion; cytosol. Gene Ontology annotation, molecular function: deaminase activity.